This is a messenger RNA of Aspergillus terreus NIH2624, 1338 nucleotides long. Its product is annotated as anaphase promoting complex subunit DOC1. NCBI's taxonomy places the organism in Eukaryota, Fungi, Ascomycota, Eurotiomycetes, Eurotiales, Aspergillaceae. Gene Ontology annotation, cellular component: anaphase-promoting complex. Bases 1 to 1338 code for a protein of 445 amino acids. The transcript is spliced from 2 exons. Gene Ontology annotation, biological process: protein K11-linked ubiquitination; anaphase-promoting complex-dependent catabolic process. The record is from RefSeq and is a predicted model, not a curated record.
AUGCCUCGCCAUCACAUCCGACGACAACACCCCGCCCCAGUCGCAGACCCCAACACCUCGGAUUCUCCUCCACCACAGACACAUGGAUCCAGACAGGAACAUGCCCCUAGACAGCCCCAGUUUCAUACUCCUCCCACCCGCGGCAUUCCGCAACUCCAUCCCUCGUCCGGCCCGAUCGACUCCAUCGGCCAGCGCGCCAUCCAUCCCACCGCCGCAACGCAGGCCGCUCUAUUCUCCCUGUUCGGUCGCGGCGUUGCAGGACGGCCACGGGGAUCGGUGAUGGACGAGAUGGGCGGCUACGACGAGCCGGCGGAGGAGAACGAUGAGGACGACGACGCGCAGCACGACGAGGGCCAAUUCGACGACCACGAAGACGACCAUUCCGACUUUGGGCCGGAGCUGAAUCCCGGCGAAGGCCACGAUCUCUCGGAAGAUGGGAUGGAAGAUAUGGUCGGGAACGAGCUCGAGGAGAUCGAAGACGAGGACGAUGAAAUGAUGCAUGAUCGAGAACGAUCGCCGUCCCCCCUCCCAAGCAACCUCCGCGAGAUCUCCUCCCUCGCAUCAUGGACCGUCUCAACCCAUAAACCAGGCUGCGGCGUCUCCGCGCUACGCAACCCCUCCCCAACGCAGUACUGGCAGUCUGACGGCCCCCAGCCGCACACGCUAACACUGCACUUCUUCAAGCUUGUCGCUAUCGUGAAGAUCCGCGUGUAUCUGGACUUCGACAUGGACGAGAGUUAUACGCCGACCAAAAUGACGUUCCUUGCGGGAAUGGGCGGCAAUGACCUCGUCGAAUUCGCGACCUGGGAAGGUGAUGCUCCCUGCGGCUGGGUGGAUGUGCCCCUCUUCGGUGUCGGGGGUCGUAACGGGGGCUGGGUGCGCGAGGUCCGCCACAAGAAGCGCCGCAAGCGUCGCGGUGGCGUGUUUGGACGGAAAUCGUCGAGUCGCCCCAAUGAAGAAGAUGAUCUUGACGAGGAUGAUGAGUACGGGUAUGACGACGAAGACGAUGACGAGGAAGAUGACCAUGACCCCUACGCUGGUAACGUGCUGAAGGCGAUGGUCCUCCAGAUGCGCGUGAUUGAGAACCACCAGAAUGGGAAGGACACCCAUGUGCGCGGGUUCCAAGUGUUUGCGCGCGACGACGACCGGCGGCGCAUGGGGAAUGCCCCGUCGGCCUCGGCGGAUGGCCGCGUUCGCAGACACAGUGCGCGCAAGUCUCUGCGCGGUAGUAUUCAUGAUGAUGCGACAGAAGCCCGUGAGGGCCAUGGUGAUCUUGACCGCGGGAAGAUGACGGGAUUAGAAGAGCCGGAUUGGAUGGGAGAGCCCGUGAUUCGGUAG